CUUUGGGAAGCUUUCAAUGGUUGAGGAAAUAGAUCUUCAAGUCAACCAGUUAUCAGGAACCAUUCCAUCUUCUUUUGGAAACUUAACCAAGUUAUCCGCACUGGGAAUGCAAGGGAAUAAUCUUCAGGGAAGCAUGGGGGUGCUAGGGGGAUGCCUUGGACUGCAAGAAUUGUAUGCUUCUCAAAAUAACUUUAGUGGCCCAAUACCUCAACAACUUCUUGGCCUCUCUUCCUUAUCAAUCUAUUUGGACUUGUCUAAAAACCACUUUACUGGUUCCCUUCCCAUGGAGGUUGGGAAGUUGAACAAUCUAGGUGCAUUGGAUGUUUCUGAUAACUUGUUAUCAGGAGAACUUCCCAAUAGCCUUGGUAGUUGUAUACAUCUAGAAGUCCUACACUUGCAGGGUAACUUCUUCAAGGGGAUCAUUCCUUCAUCUAUGAUUUCGGUUAAAGGGAUUCAAGAUUUAGACAUUUCUCGUAACAAUUUUUCGGGUGAAAUUCCACGAUUUUUAGAGAGCUUUGCCUUGUUGAAGAAUCUGAACCUAUCUUUCAAUCAGUUUUGGGGAGCAGUACCAACUGGAGGUGUUUUUAAAAAUGCAAGUGCUACUUCAAUUGUUGGAAACACCGGGCUCUGCGGCGGUGUUCCUAAUCUCCAACUGGCCAAGUGCAAGUCUAAAGAGUCCAAUGGAGGCGGAUUGUCUCGUGGCCUGAAAAUACUUAUCUCCAUAGUUGUUGGGUUUGCUCUUCUAGGAAUAGCUGUGGUGUUGUAUUUUCUGUUUCUUCGAUCGUCACGAAAGGAAAACAGAGAAACUGCAUUGAGCACUUCAAUGAACUCUGUUUUGCAAGUAUCAUAUAGUACUCUUCUCAAAGCUACAAACGGGUUCUCUUCAGCUAAUUUGAUUGGUGUGGGCAGUUUUGGGUCUGUGUAUAAAGGAGUUCUUGAUUUUGAUGGAGCUCAGCUUGUUGCCAUCAAGGUGUUUAACAUGUUAUAUCAUGGAGCAUCUAAGAGUUCCGUGGCCGAAUGUGAGGCGUUAAGAAAUAUCAGGCAUCGAAAUCUUGUCAAGAUUAUUACUGCAUGUUCAGCUGUUGAUUAUCAAGGUAAUGAUUUCAAGGCUCUUGUGUAUGAGUUAAUGGACAAUGGGAGCUUAGAAGAGUGGUUGCAUUCGACUAUUGAAACGAAAGAGGAAACAGAUGCACCCAAGAAUUUAAAUCUUCUUCAGAGGCUAAACAUCAUCAUUGACAUUGCUUGUGCACUUGAUUAUCUUCAUAACGAUUGCGGAACACCAAUAGUCCAUUGCGAUCUCAAGCCAAGCAAUGUUCUCUUGGACACAGAGUUUACUGGACAUGUUUCUGACUUUGGACUUGCAAGAUUCCUUGCAAAAUUAGCCGAUAAGGCUUCAGCAAAUCAAGCAAGUUCCAUUGGCAUAAGGGGAUCGGUUGGCUAUGCUGCUCCAGAGUAUGGUAUGGGAAGUGAAGUGUCGAAAAGUGGAGAUGUCUACAGCUUUGGCAUUCUCUUGUUAGAGAUGUUUACGGGAAGGAGACCCACUGAUCACAUGUUUAGUGAUGGCUUGAACCUUCAUAAUUUUGUGAAGACGGCUUUUCCCGAUCGAGUCACAGAGAUUGCAGAUUUACUUCUUCAAGAAGGCAGCAUCAAAUCUCCCGAACAAUACAGCGUGAAUGAUCAAAGAGUGGAGGAGUGCUUAAGUUUGAUAUUUAGACUUGGAAUUGCAUGUUCUGUUGAACCACCCGCGAACCGAAAGGAUAUCAGUGAUGUUGCAUCUGAAUUACAUUCCAUCAGGUAUAUGCUUCUUGGUUAGAAACUUUUCCUACUUUCCUACUCUACAUAUCAAGGAAAGAAUUAGUGGCGCCUGCUGCUUAAGGCUUGGUCAUCAUCUUUUUUUUCUUCUGUUUUUGAUGCUGUUUGUUCUUACAGUUUCUUGUGAGGGAUUUAGUGUGUUUGUUCAGCAUAUUAUUAUUAUUAUUAUUUUCUACUUGUGUAGAUGAAAUUAUGAGGAAAUCCAGAAUCCUUGCAACCAUGUGAGAGCUGAGCUGCCUAUUGGCCAAGUUGAUGAACCCUACUUGUGUUAGUUUGGACCACAUUUCAAUUCAUGAAAAUAACAUUAGGAUUUGCAGCCAA
This is a messenger RNA of Prunus avium (sweet cherry), 2133 nucleotides long. Its product is annotated as putative LRR receptor-like serine/threonine-protein kinase At3g47570. Gene Ontology annotation, molecular function: protein binding; protein kinase activity; ATP binding. The record is from RefSeq and is a predicted model, not a curated record. Lineage: Eukaryota; Viridiplantae; Streptophyta; Magnoliopsida; Rosales; Rosaceae. Gene Ontology annotation, biological process: protein phosphorylation.